Messenger RNA from Vidua macroura (Pin-tailed whydah), 2432 nucleotides. RefSeq names its product CKLF like MARVEL transmembrane domain containing 3 (gene CMTM3). The transcript is spliced from 5 exons. Gene Ontology annotation, cellular component: membrane. The coding region runs from base 154 to 672 and encodes 172 amino acids. The record is from RefSeq and is a predicted model, not a curated record. Lineage: Eukaryota; Metazoa; Chordata; Aves; Passeriformes; Viduidae.
CCGCAGUGUCACGAUUUCCGCUUCCCUCCUUCAAAGAGGGGAAAAAAAAAAAAAUCCACGGCCAACCCCCUACCCCGAGCCUGAUUCCGAGCCCGGCUCCAGCCCAGCCCAGCCCAGCUCCAUCCCGCGCCCACCCCGCCCGCCGCCGCCGCCAUGGAGGACCCCGAGUCCGCGGGGGCCGCACCAACGCCCGGGCUGAGCUCGCUGCUCCCUUCCCGGGAGUUCCUGCGCUCCCGCAAGGGGCAGCUGCUGCUCGCAGAGUCGGUGCUGUCAUUUAUCAUCUUUAUCUGCUAUAUUGCAUCUCUAGCAGCUUCUUUCAUGAUGGCACCACUCCUAGAGUUUCUGCUGGCAUUGUUUCUUUUUUUUGCCUACGCCUCCAAGCUUAAUGAGAAGUUUAAAGGAGUCCACUGGCCUUUGACGGAUUUCUUGCGCUGUGUCACUGCUGCCAUUAUUUACUUUGCCAUUUCAAUUGCUGCUGUCUCAAAAUACAACGAUGGAGCAUCUAAAGCAGCAGGGGUGUUUGGGUUUGCAGCCACCAUCGUGUUUGCCAUUGAUUUCUACAUCACCUUCAAUGACCUGGUCACUUUCCUCAAGCAAGGCAGCUCCGAUUCCCCUGAUUCCCCCGAGGGGCGCAAAACAGAAGAUGAGGACUCCGACUCUGACUCAGACUGAAGAACCAAACACCAACCAAGCGUGAAGGGAAGAUGAUCAAGCACUUUCCUCUUUGCUGAAUGCACUGCCAACUAAAAUACCCCCUCAUUUCAGCCCCUUUCCACCUCACUGUUUAUGGAAUCACCAGAGCACAGACAGGGCAGUGAUGUGGAAAAGGAGACUACUCCCAGUGCCAUUGAACACUCCUUGGCAACUACAGAUCCUACAGCAGAUCUGUCCAAACAACACAGCUCAAUUCUCUGUUGCCCCUCCCCACUCAGCACAUCCAUGUCCUGAGUAAAUUGGAGCAGCAUUUUUAACAAGCUUUUAAUGUGCUUUCAUAAUUCCAAACCUGUAACACUUAGAGCUUUUAUACUUCUUGAUGUGCCAAAGAGGAGAGGUUUGGAUGCCUCUGUUUGUAUUUUUCUUGAUUAACUAACAGUAUUUCUUUAUCCAAAGUCUGAAUACUCCCAAGCACUGAAGGCAUGGAUUACUGUUAACACGUUGGUUUCAAUACCUUUGUAUCUCGUAUCUAUCUGUGACAAGGAAAAGUGACAACUGGAAAUCUGCAGCAAGAGCAAACCUCAAAGUAUAACGGUGCUGCAGGGCAGCUGGCUCAUCAAACAUUCUGUAUCCCUUGUUUUAAGCUGCUUGGAUGGAGUCACAUCCCCUCUGCUGAAAUUUGACCACAGGAUGGGGUGGAACAGGUGAGGCAGCUCUGGGCAGCCCUGUCCUGUUUUUGUGGAAGCCCUGGGAGUGUUUGCACAGCCAGGGAAGGCAGGCUUGGCAAAUACCUCCCAGCAGGACCUGCCUGGUGAAACCUGCAGGUGUUUGUGCCCCAGGCACCAGUGCUGAUGUCCCGCUCUGUGCCACAGGCCACUGGUGCUGCCACACUGAAUGCACCCAGGCCCCAGGAGGGCAGUGCCUCCUCCCCACUGUGAAAAGGCCAAGAAACCAACCCCAAACUACAAAAUGCCCACAAUGACUUCAUCUCCCCAGCCCCCUUUUUUUCAGGGUGGGUGGGGUGGGUUGAGUAGGUUUUUUGCCCCUGGAAGGAUGUGAUUCAUCUUGUGGUGUUGUAUUCCAGGGAAAAAGCCCUCUGAAUUUACAAGCUGUUUUCACAGGUAGCACAACCUACCUUGGAAUAUCUGUAUCCAUUUAUAAACACUUGGGAAUGUUUGGGAAGAGCAUGGCAUGCUCCUCACAGGUGGCAUCAGACAGGUCUGUGGCAAAGAAACCUGUAUGGAUGUUUUAAAAAUGAAUACAGUACCAGAACAGGUAUGAUUAAAAUGAGAGCAGAUGGUACUAACAAAGUAAGUGAAAAACAGGGAUGAAACAAUAAGGCAGAUUUCCUUUGGAAUAAAAUCAGCACCUGGGUUCCAGUUCCUGGAACUGCCAGCAGGACAUGGGAGCUGGCAGGGACCAGGGGGUGCUGGUCAGGCUCAGAGUUGUCCAGCAGGCAGCUCCUACAUCUCCUGCUUCCUGACCACUGACAGAGUAAAUACAAAAACAAGUGCUUGCUUCUAAAUGGGACAGACAAUAUCUGAUUUAUGAGAAAGAUUUCUUUGGACCUUUUCUUGUACAAAAUCCUGUGUUUCUUUUCCUUCUCUUGUCAUUUUACUGCCACACACUGUGAUGUUCAGGGGACCUGGGUUCAUUUUUAUACUUGUUUUGCAUUUCUCUUUUUUUUUUUUUUUUAAGUAAAAAAUGUACUGCAUGUCACAGCUGGAGACAUGGUUAAUAUUUAGAAACCAUGCUGGAUUAAACUUCUUUUAAUAGAA